Messenger RNA from Athalia rosae (coleseed sawfly), 1983 nucleotides. Its product is annotated as alpha-tocopherol transfer protein-like. The coding region runs from base 847 to 1779 and encodes 310 amino acids. NCBI's taxonomy places the organism in Eukaryota, Metazoa, Arthropoda, Insecta, Hymenoptera, Athaliidae. The transcript has 7 exons. The record is from RefSeq and is a predicted model, not a curated record. Gene Ontology annotation, cellular component: membrane. Gene Ontology annotation, molecular function: phosphatidylinositol bisphosphate binding.
GUUCAAUUGAUUCGAUUCAGAGAAUAAAAGAAAAAAUUAAUAACCACAUAAAUAUCAAACUCUACGUUAUCGCAAGCUCGAUUUGUUUCUGUUGCAACUUUCUCCACUCUGACCGAUCCGAUUACCUGUAUACCCAUGUUAUACCCGAGUAACCCGAUCGGAGUAAAUUAUGUAAUGUAAAACUACGAGGAAAGAAAAUUCGAUCAAAGAUUUUCUCAUACACGUAUAACACCCAUGUAACGACCGAAUUAAUUACGCGGUCAAAGACUCGAACGACCGAACGAUACAUCCGAAACCGCACGAGUAUUGAAAUAAGGUUUUUUAUUACGGUUUUUACACCAAAAUUGCUUUUAGGAGGAAAAAAGGCAAUCACCCACUGAAAUCAGAAGAAGUUCGAAAAAUAAAAACAGAGUUCGUCAUCUUCAAGACACUCUGAAAUAUUAUUCGCGUUACGAUUCGUGAUGUGUUCCAGAAAACUGGUUUUUCAAAUAUGAUGUACGGGUGUUUAUCACGGUAAUUUUUUUGUAAUAUGCCUCGGAGAUGAAAGAUGAUCGAUACAUACAUCCUAUCUACGCAUUAUAAAUAGAAGACUAAGUAAUUGUAAAAAUUAAAUAUCCGAUUAAAUUUGUCGAAGAAUUAAAGACGAAGAAAAAGAAGAUUUCGACGAAUCUACAGCAUUGCAGAUGCUGUAGAGUAACCAGUUUCCUCCGAACGUAUAUAAGUGCGAGUCCCCGACCGUGUUUACCGUAGAUUGCUAAAAGCUGCGAAGAUUUCGGGGUGAAAUAAUACAGGUGUGGUGUAGCUCUCGGUACAGCCGACCGAUGACCUACUGACAGAAAUUCGAAAAUGACGUUGCUUCCACCGACUGUUAAACAACAGGAGCGUAUAGAUCGGGAACUGAGAUCGGAUCCGGAAAUGACACGUCGUGACGUAAUCAGUCUCAGAGAAUGGCUUAAAAAACAGCCUCAUUUACCGCAGCACAUAGACGACGUGAGGUUGGAGAGAUUUUUAUUCGGGUGCAAAAAUAGCCUCGAACGUGCGAAACAGUUAAUCGACAGAUAUUACAGCGCGCGAACCGCCCUUCCGGAAUUUUUCGCGGCGAGGGAUCCCCUCUCGAACGAUAUACAGGAAUGCUGCAAAGUCGUACAAUACUUCCUGCUGCCUUCUCUGACUUCGGAAGGCUACAGGGUGACGGUGCUGAGGAUAGUCGACACCAGAUUGGAGAAAUUUUCCGUCGAAGCCAUAACGCGACGCAUAAUGAUGGUACUGGACUCCCGACUGAACGAGGAAGUCUGUCUAUCGAACGUCAUGAUUAUAGAUCUCCAGGGUUUUAGUGCGGGUCACGUAGCGCGUUGCAGCCCAACUCAAUCGGUGAUGCGCCGAGCAAUGGUGGCUGUUCAAAACAGCAUGCCUUUCCGAUUAGCCCGUGUCCAUUACCUCAACACACCGUCCUUCGUCGGAAAUAUUAUAACCGUUGUUUACCCACUGCUGAAGGAGAAGCUCAUCGACAAGUUUCGCUUCCACGUCGGAGGUGGCGAAGAAUUGCACCCGUACAUCGAUAAGGAAAUCCUCCCCCAGGAAUGGGGUGGAAAAGCUGGGACGUUCCGCGAAUUGAACGAUGCAUGGAAGAAAAAAAUUGAAAAAAAUAGAGACUGGUACUUGCGAGAGGAGAAGAUAAGUCGGACAAAUGAGAGUUUGCGUUUACCGAAUUCGAAAUCGUCGAUCGUUUCCGAUUUGAGCGGAAUUCAAGGAUCUUUCCGAAAACUAACCAUCGAUUGAAGUAUUUAUUUUUUUGCAAACGAAAAAUCCUCUCAUUUUUUAACUCACUAACCGAAUUAAACCUACACAAGAACGCUUGAAGUGUUUUCUAGUUUCAUAAUUUUUAACUCAAUUACGUAUCUACUUACAACCGUAUCAAAUAUUUUAAUUUAUAGCUGUGUAUUUCUGAGAAAUUUUUUUAAUAAAAACGUUUCGUACAAAAAA